Messenger RNA from Rhododendron vialii, 2297 nucleotides. RefSeq lists its product as uncharacterized. The transcript has 10 exons. NCBI's taxonomy places the organism in Eukaryota, Viridiplantae, Streptophyta, Magnoliopsida, Ericales, Ericaceae. Gene Ontology annotation, cellular component: endoplasmic reticulum; Golgi apparatus. The record is from RefSeq and is a predicted model, not a curated record. The coding region runs from base 148 to 1908 and encodes 586 amino acids.
UAUAGUAAUUCCAUCCCCGAACAGAGGCCGAUUUCUCUCGGUCACCCUUUUAUAUACUCUCUCCGACGAAAAGGCCCCUCUUUUUACCGAUCGCUCUCCUCCUUCAUCUCUCUCUCUCUCUCUCUCUAUCCAUCAAUUCCAACGGCCAUGGCAGAAUUCGAAGCCAACCACGUCGAAGACGACGAGAUCUCCAAUGCCAACAACAACAACAACCACGGCUGGCAGAAGGUCACCUAUCCCAAGCGCCAGCGAAAGCAUCCCACAAACCCAUCGGACCCCGCAAAGCUCCCCGCCAACGGAUCGGGCCCCGCCGGAACCGGAUCCGGCGCGGUUUUCCGAUCGCUCGAGAAACACUCGGAGGAGCGGCGCAUGCGGUUGCAGGCUCAGAGGGAAGCAAUCGUCCAGUCGGAGGCUUCGACGAAACCGAAGGUCCGAUCCGAUGAUUACGAUGAUGAUGACGAUAGUGAUGAUGUCGAGGUCGUUCGAAACGGCGCCGCUGCGGACGAGAAGAAGGCGAAGGUGAAGAAGGUUAAGAAGCCGAGGGUGACGGUGGCCGAGGCGGCCGCGAAGAUCGACGCGGCUGACCUGGCGGAGUUCCUCCUCGAGGUUUCGGGGUCGUAUGAGGCGCAACAGGAUAUACAGAUGAUGCGAUUUGCGGAUUAUUUUGGCCGCGCGUUUGCGGGGGUGGGAGCGGCGCAGUUCCCGUGGGCGAAGUUGUUCAGGGAGUCUACCGUUGCGAAGAUUGCUGAUAUCCCUGUAACUCAUAUUUCUGAAGCUGUUUAUAAGACAUCAGUUGACUGGAUCAACCAGCGAUCGUCUGAGGCACUUCAGUCGUUUGUUCUGUGGUCACUAGAUAGCAUUCUUGCUGACCUACCAAGCCAACACGCAAGUGUUAAGGGCUCCAAAAAGAGUGUGAAUCCAACUUCAUCAAAAUCUCAGGUUGCUAUAUUUGCAGUUUUAGCUAUGGUAUUACGACGGAAACCUGAUGUUUUGAUUGGUAUACUGCCAACAUUGAGGGAAAAUUCAAAGUAUCAAGGACCAGAUAAGCUUCCAGUCAUUGUAUGGAUGGCAGCUCAGGCUUCUCAAGGAGAUCUGGCUGUUGGAUUGUACUCGUGGGCACACAACCUCUUGCCUAUAGUUGGUGGCAAAUCAAGUUGUAAUCCGCAAUCAAGAGAUUUGAUUUUGCAGUUGGUGGAAAGAAUUUUGUCUAGCCCGAAAGCUCGUAUGGUUUUGGUAAAUGGGGCUGUCAGAAAAGGGGAGCGCUUGUUACCACCUUUGUCCUUAGACUUGCUGAUGAAAGUAGCAUUUCCUGCGUCUUCCGCUCGGAUAAAGGCAACUGAAAGGUUUGAGGCCAUAUAUCCCACUCUCAAAGAGGUGGCUCUAGCCGGUUCUGCUGGAAGCAAAGCCAUGAAGCAAGUUUCACAGCAAAUAUUGACUCUUUCGGUGAGAGCAGCUGGAGAAGGCAACCCUGAGCUGUCCAAGGAAGCAACGGCCAUUUCUAUCUGGUGCUUGAAGCAAAACUCUGAUUGUUACAAGCAGUGGGACAAGAUUUAUAUGGAUAAUGUGGAAGCAAGUGUUUCUAUUCUGAGAAAGAUAACCGAGGAAUGGAAGGAGUUUUCUGGGAAGCAGUCUUCUCUUGAUGCUCUAAAGGAAUCUCUCAAGAGUUUCAGGAACAAGAACGAGAAAGCAUUGGCUGGAGGGGAGGACUCUGCUCGUCAAUCACUUUUCAAGGAUGCAGAAAAGUACUGUAAGUGGAUACUGGGAAGGCUAUCUCGAGGCCAUGGGUGCUUCAAAAGUAUGACUUUUGCUGUUAUUGCAAUAGCUAUUGGUGCUGCUGUCAUGUCCCCAAAAAUGGAGUCCUUAGAUUGGAACAAAUUAUCUGUUUUGUUCACUCAGCAAUCCUUCUGAGUGUAACGACACCAGCAAUCUGCUUUUAACAAUAUUCGGCAUAGGCAAAGUAAAAUCCAAUUUGCCCCGCACAAUAAAGUGGCAAAGAGUGAGGUAUCUUUUUUAAAUACUUUUUAUGAGCCCCAUUGGGAUACUGAAUACUGAAACUAGAAAGGCUUGGAAUUCAACACCCCAUAGAAAGGUUCAAUGGUGUUGCAGUUGUAGGACUGAUUUGUUUUUGGUUUUUUUCUCUUCCUGCUGGUGUAGAUUUAUUUAUGUUUCUUUUGUUCAGAGCAUUUUCAAUACUUGUGAACUAAUGUUAUACAGAUGAAUACAUUCGUAUUCUGGGAUAAAUUAAUGUUGGUAAAGCCGCAGUGGAUUACUAUGAGAUAUCAUCUGUUGUUUAAAAA